GCGUACCUCAUCCACCACGCCCGGUAAUUCCACCACUCCACCCUCCAAAUUGCUUUAACGCUGCCCUUUUUUUUAUAUGAAUAGUGAAAUUCCAGUUUAACCGCCACCGCCCAAUGUUUUCACAUUUCCUCGUUCCUUUCACGAUUUCGUCGUCUUCUUCUACAUCUUUCACCUUUCCACCUUUCCACGUCUUUAUAGAUAGAUAAUGAAUCAUCAUCGUCAUCGUCAUCGCUGCUUCUGAAGCAAAAUCAAGCUCACUAUUUAAACCCUAACUCUGUUUAAGUUCUCUUUAGUUCACUCUCAUCGACCGAGAUUCAACCUUUUAACUUAGCAAACAAUGAGCCUGCUCAGGCGAUUCGAGCUCAUCGAGCCCUCCUACUACCCUCCCCUCUUCCUCCGAGAUACCUCCAUUUUUGCCCCCAAAACCCUACCUUUCCCUUUUUUUGUAAAAGAGGAUGAUCUCGAUCUCGAUCUCCCAAACAUUUACCCUGGCCAUGGCCCCAUAGAUUUCUUCGAAACGGUCACCGAUCUUGUCUGCUUCAAUGAAACGCCGUCGAUUUCUUCUUAUAGACGACUUCAGCGAUUCGACAGUCUCGGAGCCCAGUCUUUUUACUUGCAGAGUCUGUCCGACCGAGUAAGCCUGCUGGAGUCGCGUUUCGACCGGCUACUCAGCUCGAGGUCCAAGGGCGGCGACCGGAAGUACACUUGGACGGCGGAGAUCAAGAGCCCGGAGAACGACGGAGUGGAUCGGAAGUACAAAUGGACGACGGAGAUCAAAGAAGGGAGGAAGGAGAAGGGAGGUAUUAAGAAGAACUAUAAGUGGUCGGCUGAGAUUAACGGGAGGGGAGAAGGGGGCCGUCCGAUCGAGCGGACGUACACGUUCAAAGCAUCAAGUGGCGACGCCGAUGAUCAUAGUGGAUCAAAGAGGAAGGAGGCGAAGGAGAAGAAGAAAAAGAAGACGAAGGGAGAGAGUGACACGCUUUUUGUGGAGAUCGAAGAGCCAGUAGAUCAUGGGGCUGUGGUUUUAAGACAGGCCUUUGCCAAGAGAGUUGGAGCUAUUGAAAGGAGCAAAGGUAAGAAGAAGGAACUAUCUCCCCUAGAUGCUGCGUUGAUGAUUCAGAUGAGCUUUAGAGCUUAUCUGAUCCGUAGAUCACAGGCGCUUCGUGCCCUUAGAGAUUUAGCAGUUGCCAAGACCAAGUUGAAGGAGAUCAGAGUAUUGUUCAAUAAUUUCUCCUACCGUCGUCGUGUAGCUCAAGAUGCAGAAGAGCGUCAGAGGUUCUCAGAAAGAAUUAUUGUCCUUCUCCUUACAGUUGAAGCCAUUGAGGGAGCUGACCUCAUGGUGCGUGCUGCAAAGAGGUCAAUGGUGGAUGAGUUAGAGGCAAUGCUCGAUGUAGUGGACCCACAGCCUCCUGGUAAAUCACUAUCCAUGAGGAGGAGGACUUUUGAUAUGCCUGAUGGUGUCAUUCAGAAGGAAAUUGCUGCAGGUGUGGCACGGGUUGUCCAAAUGCUUAAUCGGGAAGAGGAGAGUGCCAACGCCUUCAAAGCAUCCCUCUGAGGGAAUGGAAAAAAAAUGUCAAAAUCUACUCAUGGCAGAAAAUGCAGUUCCAUGGUCAACAGGGACGAUUGAGGCAGAUGACAUGGUCGAGAGGUUUUCUCUGGUUUCGGUGAUUAGUUUCUUUGAGUAGUACCAAAGACUGCGGAAAAACAAAAACUUAAGAUGUAACACUAAAUAGGGCCAAUCUAAAUGGCUCAUUAGCAGUCUCUGUAUUGUCCAAAAUGAAGAAAAUCUGUUCUAA
Juglans regia (Persian walnut) is the source of this 1796-nucleotide messenger RNA. RefSeq names its product BAG family molecular chaperone regulator 7-like. Bases 338 to 1555 code for a protein of 405 amino acids. Lineage: Eukaryota; Viridiplantae; Streptophyta; Magnoliopsida; Fagales; Juglandaceae. The record is from RefSeq and is a predicted model, not a curated record. The transcript has 4 exons. Gene Ontology annotation, molecular function: protein binding. Gene Ontology annotation, biological process: protein folding. Gene Ontology annotation, cellular component: plasmodesma.